ACUAACAGCUAACAGAAACAUCAGUUAACAAAAGCAACUGAUACAAGCCAGACCUAUUUUUCUUUCGACUAGAAAUUUAUUCAAAAAAUAAAAUCAAAAUGCCAGACCGAUUCGUCAUUGCGGAGAAGAAGCGCUGCAAGGAGAUCAUCAAGUUGAAGCAAGGCCAGACCAUCGAGAUGAAGAAUCAUGAAGCAAAGAACCGUCAAGGACCGACCUUGCAACAGGCGUUGCAAUCUAGACGGCUGGGGUCGCCGCGUAGGAGGCUGUUGGGUUCUCCCAGGACCAUGGAGAUCUCAAACAAGCAUGUGAUUGGUAGCUUCAACUUGGAGUUUGAUAGCAGCCAGGAUGACUGCGUGGAGAUCAUAGCCACAUUACCAGAGCCCACUUUGCCGAUCAGGACUCCCAUAAAGCCCGAGGAGGAGAAGAUGUAUGAGCUGUACAUCUGCAACUGCGAGGGCCACUUGCUCUACAAGCUGCUCUUCUUGGAGAGCGACUACCGGAAGGCUGCCCGGCGGGCCAUCAACUAUUCCCGCCACACCGAACAGGACUAGGAUGCCAGCUCACAAGCUCAUCCUUCGUCCUCGAAUUACCUUUCACUUUGCCGUUACCGUUAUCGUUGGCAGUGCCAGUGCCAGUGCCAGUUCCAGGACCUGUGCCAGGACCUGAGCCAGUGCCUGCCCAAAUGCCUUUCGCCCGAAGCCCAAAAACUAUCUUCUACAGAUUCCAAAAUUAUCGAUUACCUUCUCUCGACCCCCACUCUUUCUCUCUCUCUCUCGGUAUAUAUAUACAUAUACAUACGAACGUUUCGAGGACUAACCAUCGAGGGGUCCUGGUCCGGGUCCGAGGGAAUAUCCUGGGCCCUGGACCACCACCAACCACCACCCCGAGAGCCCUAAGCGGAAAAUCGGAUUUACGGAGAAACCUCUUUGCUGCCACAUAACUUUGUAAAUUCAAUUUUCGUAAUUUUUAUAAUCAUUUAAUAGUAAAAACAAAUGGAGGGCUUUGGGCUUUAAAUUCUAAA
This is a messenger RNA of Drosophila ananassae, 1021 nucleotides long. RefSeq lists its product as uncharacterized. The coding region runs from base 99 to 551 and encodes 150 amino acids. NCBI's taxonomy places the organism in Eukaryota, Metazoa, Arthropoda, Insecta, Diptera, Drosophilidae. The record is from RefSeq and is a predicted model, not a curated record. The transcript has a single exon.